This is a messenger RNA of Etheostoma spectabile (orangethroat darter), 3014 nucleotides long. RefSeq names its product MAGUK p55 subfamily member 4. The record is from RefSeq and is a predicted model, not a curated record. Gene Ontology annotation, molecular function: protein binding. NCBI's taxonomy places the organism in Eukaryota, Metazoa, Chordata, Actinopteri, Perciformes, Percidae.
GGACUCUUGUCAUCCCAGGACAGCGUGGCCCAGUCUGACUACGACCCCGUGUUGCCUCCUCUGCCUGACGACAUGCCCGAGGACGAGGAGGCCAUGAGGGUCAUCUGUCUGGUGAAGAACAAUCAGCCACUGGGGGCUACGAUACGGAGGGACGAGGAGACGGGAGAGAUCUAUAUCGCCAGGGUGAUUCACGGAGGACUGGCCGACCGCAGCGGACUCCUCCAUCCCGGAGAUAUGCUGGUGGAGGUGAAUGGGAACCCUGUGGUGGGCCUGGAACCAGAACAGCUAAUCCAGAUCCUGAUUAAUUCCCAGGGAACCAUCCUGUUUAAAGUGAUACCUGAUGCAGCGCAUAGCGUCGGCAGCCAGACAUCGGUGUUCAUGAAAGCGAUGGUGGACUACUGCCCCCUGCAGGACUCCUCCAGCCCGUGUCCCGAUGCGGGGAUGGAGUUCAGCAGAGGAGACGUGCUGGAGGUUGUCGACCAAUCAGACGGGCGCUGGUGGCAGGCCAGGAAGCUGCCGUGCUCUGCAGCCUGUGCCUGUCUCAUUCCCUCGGCCAGCACGUUGAAAAGCAAACUGAAGGAGCAUUGGUGGUGUCAGCCAUUACACGUCCAUACUUGCAUCAGACCCUUAUCUGUUCCAGAGGACGAUCAGACCCACGCUGAAGACAAACACACAGUCACAGAGCUGGAAGAAAUACAUUUUGAUGAAGACGACGCUGAUAUUACUGAUGGAGUCUACCUGGCUGGUUUCCGACGGAGUUUUCGUCUCUGGCAGAGGACGUCCUCCAGGAAGAGACGGCAGUCCUGCACCUCGUGCUUACCCAGCAGCGGCGCCCUGUCCACUCCCUAUGAGGAGGUGGCUCUGUACCAGCGCCCCCCACAGGAGAACCACCGCCUCAUCAUCCUCGUUGGUGCUGCGAAAGUUGGAGUUAACGAACUGAGGAAGAGACUCAUCAAAUUAAACCCAUUGACGUUCCAAGGACCCGUACCUCACACCUCUCGUCCAAUCAGAGCAGGGGAGCAGAUGGGAAGAGAGUACCACUUUGUCACCAAAGAGCUGUUUGAGUACAUGGUCUGUAACCACAGGUUUGUGGAGUUUGGCGAGUAUAAAGGCCACCUGUACGGGACCAGCACCGAUGCUAUUGAAGAGGUUCUGAAACGAGGACGGGUGUGCAUCAUUGAUGUUGAACCACACAGUAUCCAGUCGCUGCGGACAAAGAAACUGAAGCCCUACGUGAUCUUCAUCAAAGCGCCGAGUCCGGACAGACUGAGACAAACCCGGAGAGAAGCCCGAAUCCUCACCAACUGCACCAUCAACAGAGCCUUCACAGAGGAAGACUUCGUGGAGCUGGAGGAGGCGUCCCAGCUGAUGGAGGCAACGUACAAACAGCUGUUCGACGGCUUGCUGGUGAACGACGACCUGCAGGACGCCUGCAUGCAGCUCUGCUCCAUCAUCCAGGCAGCGCAGGACGAACCACAGUGGAUCCCCGUCGGCUGGAGCCAGACGGAUGAGUAACGAGACGAAGGAAAGAAGAGAAUAAGAAGGAGAGGAAAGGAUGAGGAUAUCAAGACUUUGAGUGGGAAUAACAAAAGAUGAAAGACGUAGAUGCGCUGGCUGAAACGGGACAAAACUAAUAACUAACUGACUGAUCACACUUUCUCACGUUACCUCAUUGCUACUGUUAAACGCUGCACUUUAAAGUUUAUUUCAAUGAAACUUUUGGAUACUAUGUAUGGUCAAUAUUUUUAAACGUAAUAUAAUUUAAUGUAUGUACAUUUAGGGACAAUCAAAAUAACUUCAAAGUUCCCAUGAACUUCUAGGUAGAAACCUCCUGCGUCCCCUACUUAAAAUGUAAUACCGCUAAGCUAACGGUUUCAAGAAACUUACAAGAACACUUACGCCUGAAAAUUACAACAGAAAUAAACUAGUUUGCAAUAAAUAUACUGUAUACAGUAUAUGUAUUUUACAAACUAGUUUAUAUAUUUAAUAUAUAUAUAUAUAAAUACAUAUAUGUAUACUUUUACUUUUGGUUAUUUGAAAGGUCCCAUAUUCUGCUCAUUUUCAGGUUCAUAGCUGUAUUUUGAGGUUGUACCAGAAUAGGUUUCCAUUGUUUCAUUUUAAAAAAACACCAUAUUUUUGUGACAUUGCUGCAGAUCCUGUUUUCACCCUUUGUGUUUAAGUCUCUGUUUUAGCUCCAGAGUGAGACAUCUCCCUAGUUUUAUCUACAGAGCGAGACAUUUCACUUUUACACUUUGUUGGAAGCCGCACAUGAAACCGUAUCUCACUCAAAACAUCAUGGAUGAUUUUUUCCAAUUGUGUAUGCGUGUGGAAGCACCAGAGACCCAAAAACAACCCCCCAAAUCCUAGAAAAAUGAUUUUCCUUCAUAAUAUGGGCACUUUGAAGCUGUUACUUUUUUACUUUAGCUAUUUUUUUUAAUCCAUGACUUUAUCUAAUAACUAAGUAUUUUUACUCUGUGGUACUUUUACUUCUUUUUGUUUGUUUUUCUGUCAUAAAAGUCAAAUCUAACUUUGUAAUACAAAACAAAGUUUAUGACAGUUUAACUUAAACUUCAUUAUCUCAUUUAAUCUAUUCAUCAAAGUGUUCAUUUGUGUUUUGGAUUAGUAUCUUAACGUGGUUUUGAUUGUAAUUAUUUAAGAAAAGGAAUAAAAUACUAUUCACAAAUAUAGAAUUAUUUGUCACUUUAAAGAAAACAAGAGUCAGUAAGUCAGGACGUGACACUGUUUGUGACAAUAUUUCUUUGUUUUUAAAUGCUUAUUGAUUGUAUAACAAAGGUAAUCCAAUGAAUAAAGAACCCAACACACUUUUGUAUCGCAGAACGUUCUGACAACAUUUGGACAUUUUGGAUGAGAAUAUUGUCACCACUCAUGUCUGGUAGGUGGACGUUCCUCCCGGUUUCCGGUCUUAAUGCUAAGCUAAGCUAAUGUCUGCUCGAAGGAGGUUUAUAUUUAGUAUACAGACAUUAGUUGAAUUGAUCUGAACAUCAAGUCUCAGA